UUGUAAGCAUUUUUUGUCUUUUUAAUUGCCCCCCUUUUUUUAUUUUUCCUCCUUUUGCUGGUGUUUGAAUUGAGCAUUGACAUGGUGGUUUUGAGCGUUUUUCACAUCCAGGCUUCAAGUUUUUAGCAUGCAGUUAUUCUGAUGGAGAGUGCCAAGAGGGUGAACGGGUGCGUUAUCGGUCUUGAGAAAGCCUUUAUACUUGCUUGCAGUUUUGUUUCGAGGGUCGAAACCAAGCAGGUUUUGUCAGUAUUGAGAUUUUUCAAACAUUUAUUGGUGGUUUUGAAACAUUUUUAUUUUUUUUUGUUUCUGUCGACUUUUGCUGUUGCUAUGCUUUGGUUUGCAUUUUGCAGUGUUGUUUGUUGCCUUCGAGUUUUGUGAUUUUGAUGUCUCGGUGAAUCUCACCGAUCAAACCCUUGAUUUUACUUUGUUCCUCUUUUCUUUAUAAGAGAAAAAAAGGAGUCAUUUUUAAAAGAGCCCGAUGACGUUUUAACGUGAUACUUUUCUUGCAGCUGAGCUCACAGGUUUGUUGUUUUUGUGUUUCUCUUUUUUCGAUUUCAUUAUACUUUUGCUGGUGGCAGUGUCAAGUAUUUUUGGAUGUUAUCGGUUUUUUUUUUGACUAGAUGAUGCUGGGUGGACGAGGGGAGUUUUGAUUCUUGGGGGAGUUCAAUGCGUUUUUGUUUUCUGUAUCAACGAGGAUGAACAGACAUUUUCCCUCUUGCAGGAGGGCAACUGGAGGAGAAUGACUGGUAAAACCCAGACAAGCAACGUGACCAACAAGAAUGACCCGCGCUCCCUCAACUCCAGAGUCUUUAUUGGCAACCUCAACACAGCCAUUGUCAAGAAGACCGAUAUAGAGGUCAUCUUUGCCAAGUACGGAAAGAUAGUGGGUUGUUCUGUACACAAGGGUUACGCCUUCGUACAGUACUUGAACGAGAGGAACGCUCGGGCGGCUGUGGCAGGAGAAAAUGCCCGUAUCAUCGCUGGACAGCCUCUUGACAUAAACAUGGCAGGCGAGCCCAAACCAUACAGGCCCAAAGCCGGCUCCAAACGGCCGCUCUCCGCCGUCUACAGUGGUUAUGAAUUUGAUUACGAGUACUACAGGGAUGAUUUCUACAGCAGGCUUUUUGACUACCAUGGCAGAGUGGCCCCCCCACCAAGAGCCGUGAUCCCCCUCAAACGCUCCAGGGUGCUCGCUCCCUCCUCCCGCCGCGGGAAGACCUCCUUCCCCAUCAAGACAUCUUCCUCUUCCUCCUCUUCAUCAUCCAGACCUCCCACAUCAUCCUCCUCCUCCGGGCUCAAACCAGUGAAGACGGACCAGCUUCAGACCAUCAAACGGGAGCUGACUCAGAUCAAGAUGAAGAUCGACUCUUUGCUGGGACGCCUGGAGAAGAUUGAGAAGCAACAGAGAGUCGAGUCUGAGGCGCAGAGAAAGUACGAUGACAACUGCGACUCCCUGCAUGAGGAGUCCGUGUCCGAGACGGCAGAAAACUCUGGGGAGGAGGCCGGCGAGGGGGCGCUGGACGUGGAGGCGGGAGAGAUGACCGAUGGAGGUGAGGACGACUACGACGAGGAGGGCGGCCACCAUCUGAUAGAGAACCAUGUAUCGGAUAUUGACAACUGAGAUCAGGGUGAGGAAGCAGACACUUCUGCUUAGAAUUCAUCAUCACCUUCAAGAGACAGAAAAGGAUCUCUGAGGGAUCAAGACAACCGUUCUGGACUGUAAGUUGUGUUCAAGAGAUGAUGAAUCGCAUUUUUAGAUGCCCAACUGUGCAGCACAGACCGAAUGUGAUUUGCUCUCUAAAGAAAAUUGUAUUCAAGACCCAUUUUAAUGCAUUGGCCUGAGUUGACCCUCAUGGAUAUUCUGUACAACUUCUAUUUCAUUGCAAGAGGCUGAUAUUCCUGUUCUUGAAAAAAAUAAAAAACAGAUGUGAAGGAAAUAAAAAGGGACUUAUUCAGAUUUAUUAAUUGAGUUAUGUUGCGAGAAGCGAACAUGACGUUGUUUAUCAAUUGUUGCUGCUUUUAUGAAGUGUGUUUGCGCUGUAAUUUCACAAACUGUUUUUUCAAUGAAUUUCUGUUGUAGCUUAAAAAUCUAAAUGAAUAAACGACAGUCAGAACAACCUGCGAGAAAAAUGAAUGAAACAUCGGUGGCGUCUGGUUCGGAUUCGACUCAUACAUAAGCCAAUAGCUGUGAGCAUGACUUUAUCCUGCUUUAUCCAUUUAUCACACAAAUGCCCUGUGGGGCUGUUCCAUCAUAUAUUCCAACUCCUGCCAAGUUUCAGAAGCAGAAAAGAGCUUCCUGUGGUCGAGAGCCAACACUGGCACAGGCCUCCUGCCAGGGAGCAGUGCCCUAGCGUCUCAAUGUGCUCCUCCCUGCUCAGCCUGUGCAUCCCAACAUGGACUGCUGCUGUUCAGGAGCCAACGCCUUUUCUCCUUCACCAUCUCCCUCCCUCCCUCCCUCCCUCCCCCGCGUUGAUUCUGUCUCAUGUAGGUGAGGGAGCGAGGCCAGGUUUUUGGAAAUGGUGGAAAUGUUCUAUUUUGAAUUAUACAUCGAGAAGCUUUGAUUUUAUCCAAGUACGUGUCUCGGUUUGAUUACUGAGCAUAUAUCGAAUAAUUCGCCUCAAAAUCAGAGGCAAUAUAGAGGCAAUAUAAAAAAAACACACAAAAGUCAAUAUUACAGUCAAGUACAAACUGAUCGGAUUAAGCUGAACUGUCCCAUCAUUUGGUGCCGUUUACCAACAUUAAUGUCCAUGAUUUCUGCCAGUGCAGGUUUGUCAGUUGCUCUUGCUGCUAACAUGCAACAGUUUCAUAUGCGACUUGAGGUUCAAGCUGAGCAAUCAUAAUUAGCCUGAAAUAAAUUGCUACAAAGUGAAUUAUGUCACCGGUGAUUUGGUGUCAGCACGUUCUACUGUUAAUUAUUCACAUCACGUUUGCUCCAAUUUUAUUUUUCCCCCGCUGCUAACAGGUUAGGAGGUAGUUGUUGGGACCUCCACAGGUGAUAUAAACCGCUCAGUAGCAUCAGUUUGCCUGGUGAUGCAUGUGAGCCGAUGCUAUGCUAACAAGCUUUCAGAGACGCAGAAGGUGUUGACCGGGGCUGCUGCAGUUUAACCCCUUGUGUUCAGUUCUUUGUUGGGCUUCGACAUUUGCUACUAAAACCAAAUAAAAAAUAUUUAAUAUGUUUUAUUCAUUUAGAUGGGAUCAAACCUGUGUGGCUGUACACUUUUUUGUGAUGACAAAGCUUAACUAGUUAUAAAUAAUAAAACACAAAAUGAAAACUUAAAACUAAAUUUCCUUAAUUAGCAUUUUCUAAAUGAAAAUGUGGCUCAGUCAUUAGCUAACUUCAUGAUACAUGCGAGUCAGGCCCAACUUUGCAUGUAGCUGCAAGUUAAGGUUUAGCUGGAUGCGUUAACCAGCAGAUAGUCAAACGCUGCAAAGGGACAAGGCAAGUAAAUGGGUUUCCAUUCAAAUGUCAAACCACAUUUUGAGAAAUUCUGCAAAAGCAAAUCCAUCCGCCACUGUCAUGCGAAUAUUAGGAAGACUUCUCCAGGCGGGUGCCAUUACAGUUAUUGCAGAAAAGGAGGGUGCAAGGAGAUAAACAUCAUUAAAAGGAGCACCUGUCAAACUACAAAUGGUAAAAGAUAAAUAAAUGAAUAAAAAAAAAAACGAUGUAGAAAAACAUGGUGUUUCAGUUUCCCGUAUCAAUAUAAAAAAAGCAAUGCAACGGUCUCUGCACAGAUCUGAUGUUUUCAUCUGCCGCUAUUUUCAGUCUCUCCAGCGGAGCGGAAACAUCGGCGGACAUUUAGGUUACACGCUUCAUUUAUGUCAUGAUUUAUUUGCUAAAUAUGUUUCCAUUGCACUUUUUUUUUUUUUUUGGCGAUAUUUUGAGAUUUUUAUUUUUUUCUUCAAAUUUCCUACAUUUCCACUAUAUUUUCCAAAAUGCGCAUAAAAACAUGUGGAUGGAUGAAACCCACCUAAUGUUUAGGCUUGUGACAUAAUCAGCCUAAUUGAUGAUACUGAGCAGUGGAAUAUAUUAGCUGUGCUGCUUCUUCCUCCUCCUCCUCCUCCGGCUGCUUUUAAAGUGGAAGCGUGAACACAAACAGUCCUCUGUCAUUAUUUGGAGUAAAGAAGUCCUGGAUUUACGUAAAUGGUAAAAACAAAAACAAGUCCCUCUUAAACCCGAGUUGCGUCUUGUCAAGCAGAUAGUUGUGUUUUGAGGUAUCUGCUCCUGAGACUUGUAGCCACCACUUCAGUCAAGGUAAAAUAAACUUUAUCUUUGGUGCUUGUAGAAUAAAAAGAAGCUUUGUUUCUUUUUCAGAAACACACACAUUGUUCACGAUAUUUGAUCUUGAGUGGUAGAAAAUGGUUCCCAUGAAAAACUGGAUUAAUAACCCAAAUAAUGAGUUAGUUUUGUAGUCAUGUAAUCAUCCAUUGCUUUUAAAAAAACGCCAUAAACAAAAUCCCAUUCUCCGUUUUUUGUGUCGCACAAAAAGCUGUGGGAAAUAAAAAAAAAACUAUAUCACCAGGGGUGAGUAAGAAAAAUGUUUUAAAUCCUUUUAAACAAGGAUUUAUUAAAAUGGCGAAGGGAAAGUCAGCUCGCACAAUUUCAUGAACACACCAGUCAACCCUGGCAGUCCUGCCUGAAAAAAUACACACAAACACAAUUAAAAUAACGACUGUCCUGCAGCUCAUUCAAAAAUAAAUGUCUGGUGAAUGAUGAUAAUGUGUAAUAUUUAGCACUAUUUUUGUAUCAGGAAAAAAAAAUGGCUCUGCUACAUGUUUAUCUUUUUUGCUGGUAGCCUGUUAUUAAAUGAACAGUAUGGUGAUGUGUCAAAUACUUUGCAAAAACAUAAAAAAUAAAAAAAAAAUCCUCAUUGCUUUUAACUGUUGUAAUUUAUCUGGGUCACUUUAGAUCAUUUCCGGCUCAACACUCUUAGUUCCCCGUGUAAAUAGUCCUUAUCAUGUUUUAUUUCAAACAACAAUAGACUUAAAAAGAGAAAUUUUAUUAAGUUUAAAAUAAUAUACUGACAGUUUGUUGGAAUCGUUGUGGGUUUUAAGCAGAAUUGUGGGGCUUGUAGAGAUGUGUAACUGACAACUGUUGUAUAGAAAUGUACAUUUUUUUGUAAAGAUAUUUUUAUCAAAAGGCAUGUUUACUGUAACUUUGUAUUUUCAGUUCAUGUAUAAAAAAAAAAAAAGUAUAUUCCAACUGUUGUAAGGCUAGAAAACUCAUUGUCGUUGUAGAUAACUAUUUGUGUUCUUAUCAGUCAAUAAUAAAAUGUUUGUGUCAUA
Messenger RNA from Seriola aureovittata, 5283 nucleotides. RefSeq names its product RNA-binding Raly-like protein. The transcript is spliced from 9 exons. NCBI's taxonomy places the organism in Eukaryota, Metazoa, Chordata, Actinopteri, Carangiformes, Carangidae. The record is from RefSeq and is a predicted model, not a curated record. Gene Ontology annotation, cellular component: nucleus. The coding region runs from base 740 to 1621 and encodes 293 amino acids. Gene Ontology annotation, molecular function: RNA binding.